CAUUUUGCAGAGAGAAGAGAAGAAAUUAAACUAGAAAAAUAAUGAUCAAUUGACAAAGAUGGUUCAAGUGGCCCUUACCACAUACAAUGCUGCUGAAUCUCCCUCACCACUGAUCAUGAACAUCGUCAUCUAGCUACUUUGAAGACCCUUUACUUCGCUUCUUCCUGUAGCUAAGAUAUUGUCCAGUGCAAUUUCAAGACACCCAGAAAAGUAUAUAUAUAUAUAAAUUUCUAUUUUUAUAUUUAUAUAUAUAAUUUAUAUAGACAUGUAUCCAUCAAACACUUGGAAUAUUGGCAAUGACCCCAUCUCCUUUUCUCAUGACCAAUCUCUUUUUUCUCACACUAAGCCUUGUUUUCUCAACGAAACAUGUAACAAUAUUGUUAUUAACGCUAACACUACCCCCAAUUCCAAACAACCAUUUUUCUACUUCCCUUCUUCCCCUUUGUUUGAAGAUGACUAUGACAGCCUUCUUCUUCCUCACUUGACCCAGCCCUUAGCCAUGAGGGAAAAUAAUAAUAAUAAUAUUUUAAGUACUACAGACAAAGCUGCCCAUGUAGGGGUAUCAGCUGAGCCUAACAAUAACAAUAAAGAUCCCAUGAAUCCCACCAACGACCUGCAGCAGCAGCACCGCCACCACCAUCAUCACCAGAAGGAAGAUCUUUCAGAUUUGAGGAAAAAUCACAUCAGAUACGAUGAUGAUGAUGAUGAUCGUGAUCAGCUAAAACUGAUCCCGAGGAAAAAGAUGAUGGCCAAGAAAGAUCGGCACAGCAAGAUUAUGAUGACCACAGGGAAACGACCUAGGCACAGAAGAAUGAGAUUAUCCCUUGAAGUUGCUCGUCAGUUCUUUGACUUGCAAGACAUGUUGGGCUAUGAGAGGGCUAGCAAGACUGUCGAGUGGCUGCUCAUCCAGGCCAGAUCCGAGAUAAAAAAACUCGCCAGGAAAUCGAGUACUGCAUCUACUACUCCUAUGAAUAUUGCUGCAGGGUUAGAGAAGAUCACGAAUUCUAGUACUAAUUCGGGGGCUAACUCAGACUGCGAAGUGGUUUCCGGAUUGGACGAGGUUGCAGUUAAUGGAGAUUCUUCCAAAUCUUUGGCUAAAGAGAUGAAGAAGAGACAAAUAGUGUCGAGGCCAAGAUGUGGAUUCAAGCGGCCGAGAGAGUCGAGGGACAAGGCCAGGGAGAGGGCAAGAGAAAGGACCAAACAAAAGCACAUGAGGGGUAAAAGGGCACUGUUAGCAGUCGUUGACCAUCACCAACUUGAUAACCAAGACCUAACAAGCCAUGGAUUGAGGUCUUGGAGUUUGGAAACUGGAGAAGAAGAAUCUGGAACCCAUUGCCAUAGUGGCCAAAAUAUUAACUCCUUGGAGGCUGUAGUACUACAAGCUAGCAAUACUGACCAUCAUCAUGAAUUUGAGGAGCCAUUAACGACUUGGCAUAAUGGCCAAGAGCAAUACCGUAAUACUUGUACUCCGGCUGCACCUAAUUUGGUCGAAGAGUGUUCUUUCUUGAAUGUGGGAAAGUACUAUUGGAGCUCAUGUCCCAUUUUCAAUUAUUUUCAGAGCACUACCACUUCUGGAUCCAUCGGGUCAAUCCCGCAAGAACAUCAGUUUUUGGACUUUCAAUUCUUUGGCUAAGCUUGGAAGGCCUCCAACAACCACAACCAGCUGUGCUAAUUACUUGGGUUAUUUCUGAUUCUCUCUCUUGAUGAUGAUUAUGGUAUGUCAUGAACUGAAGAAUAUUUGACAAACUAUGUUGUGCACAUAUUUGUUUUUCUUUAUUAUGUUUGGCGUAUAUGUAAUAUUUAUGGGAAGAUUAUUUAUCUACCCUAUAAAUUUCUGGAUAUUAUUUUUCAAUUUUCUACUUAUGAACUACAAUUAAUGAUUCAAAUCAUCAGUUAUAUAUGA
Humulus lupulus (European hop) is the source of this 1903-nucleotide messenger RNA. RefSeq lists its product as uncharacterized. Gene Ontology annotation, molecular function: DNA-binding transcription factor activity; sequence-specific DNA binding. NCBI's taxonomy places the organism in Eukaryota, Viridiplantae, Streptophyta, Magnoliopsida, Rosales, Cannabaceae. The record is from RefSeq and is a predicted model, not a curated record. The transcript has 2 exons. The coding region runs from base 266 to 1633 and encodes 455 amino acids. Gene Ontology annotation, biological process: regulation of secondary shoot formation. Gene Ontology annotation, cellular component: nucleus.